AUGUUCAACUACGACAUUGGAACUCCUUGUCCAGCACCAGUCCAUGGCGGGCGUCAAGUCGCGUCGCCGUUGGAUGUAAACAAAAACAAAGGCAUUUUCGACCACGCCUUUGACCAGCUCAACGACAAUACCACCCAAAACAUUGCACAUCUGGUACAACAGGAAUUCAAGAAUGCUCCGCCUCGUAGAACUCAAAAUCUGGCAAGAAAACCUAGACGUGCUCCUACCACCAUGUUUGAGGAUGCCAGCUGCAGCAACAACAACAACCAGCGCGAAUCUUACCGACGCGAUGAGCCCGCUGGAAUGAUGAGGAGCAGUGCCAUUCAUGCUAGACCAGCUCAAAGAAUUCGCAUUCAGUCGACCAAGGAGGAGAAGCCGACCUCUCUUCCAACGAGCAGCAGCAACGAUAUUGCAAACUUCAAGCCUACCAUCAGCACAAACAAGCCUGCAAAUGAAGACAGAAGACGGACUAUCUGGAUUCCUGAGGAUACGACACUAUUAUCCAUCCACCCUGGAGCAUAUGACAACACCCUGCGCGAUGAAACACUUGGCUUACCAUCAAGCAAUCUGGAUAUCACGCCUAUGAAGGAGACCCCCCAACAUGUCCGGUUGGGAGCUAGUGCUAUGAGGCAUGCUCAGAAGAUAGCCUCUGCUUCACAACGUAGCGCUCUCCGUUCUCUAGCUCCAUCUCAACCAAAUGUGUCACACAAUGUGAUGGGUACAGGCGGCGGUAAGGAGAACAUGCUUCCUGGAGCUCUGCUUUCUCGAAAUGGCAAGAGCGAAAAACCCUUGGUCAAACCGCUUAGCAAAGCUGUGCCUCUCUCUACUAGCAAAUCACAGUCAUUGCUAGGGCAGACCACAUUUGCUUCAGCCAAAUCGAGCAGUGUUAAGAAGCGAUCUGCACCAGAGCCGAGGGACGCACCAAAGCCCAAGGUUCAGGCCAGAGCUCUCCAUGAACGAUCCAGUGUCCGCAACGAAGUCCUUCCUCGAUCUACCAAUGUGGAUCCAUUCUCUAGAGAUUUCAAGCACAAACCUCCCACAACCUUGAAACAAACCAGCAAGAUUUCAACAAACAGACCUAUUUCGAACAUUAUCAAACCGAAGGAAGUCUGUCCGCCAUCAAGCACCAUAGCACCAAAAGACAUCAGCCUACCAGAUGUCAAACGAUCCGUAUUCCUUGCCGCGUCGCGUUAUCCCGUUCUGAACGAUGAUCUGGGUCAACCUGAACUUUACGAGGAUAACUGGCUUCAAAAUCAAGAGGUCGCUCUGACACAACUCGUCAAUGUGGUCUUCCAACAAGCGCACGAGUCUCCCGCCGUAAAUGGUGUGGCUGCUCUUCGUAGCAAAAUGUUGACCCUAUAUCAUGACGCGUCAGUGGCCACCCUGCACCAGCGUCUGAAAGCAUCGUUAUCAUGCGGUGCACUCAGCAUGCCAAAGGAUGCGCCCAAUUCUCCCAAGCUUAGAGACGACAUUGGUCUUCGCCGUCAAUUCUUCGACCUCUUUGGCAACACUUAUGAUUCGGACUCUCUGCAAGCCGCUGCCGAGGUGGUAGUUGGACGAGUCAUCGCUCCUGCUGCCAACCCUACACAGUCAAAACUAGGUGCAUCUUCUUCGAGCGGUGUCAAAGAGUGGAAACGUUUCUGUUCGACAUUUUUCGUUGAUCAUGAAGAUUCUGCCGAGCUUCUACAUACUCACAAAUCCGAUGACUCUGCAACACAGCCGGGUACAGCAGAGUGGUUCUGGCAGAGGACUGUAUUACGUGGACUCAUGCUCAUUCACCUGCUUGACCAAGCCAAGACUACCGGCAGCCUACCUACCUGCUUAUUCCAAGCAUCUUCACCUCAUAAAUCUUCCAUCAGCGUACUGCGUGCAUUUGCAAAACUCAUGGUUCCCUCUGUUGGAGACAUUUCUCGCCCUCUUGGACAUCUUGGUUACUCGGUUCGACACAUACAGGAACCGUUGGAAGAAUAUACAUACCGCAUCGAUAAUCUCGCUGUCGACCUUCGUGAUGGUGUUUUGCUUACACACUUUGUCGAACUUUUGUUAUAUCCUUCUAGAAAUUUGGAUGAACAUUCAGAUCGCACUGUUACCCUCAGCCUCCCUGAUGGCGCAACCCUUACAAGCCUUUUGGACACAGUGACAAAUCGUGUUUUGAGUCAGCACCUUAAGUUCCCGUGCAUCAGUAAGACACAAAAGAUGCACAAUGUUCAGGUUGCAUUGAGCGCUCUGUCUGAAGCUCGUGGUCUUGCCGGUACUGCCAUCGAGACAAUCAAGGCCGAAGAUGUUGUCAAUGGUCACAGAGAGAAAACUCUGAGCCUCCUCUGGGCGUUGGUUAGUAGAUGGGGUCUUGGAUAUCUGGUCGACUGGGACGAAUUGAAGAAGGAGACUCUGCGCUUCUCAAAAUGCUCGAACGUCGGAAUCAACUAUGCUCUCAAGGAAGACCAGCCAGAUGCAAACGAGCAGGGUCCUUUAUUGAAGGAAUGGGCUGCCAGUGUUUGCCAGCAGCACAAGGUCAUCGUUACCAAUCUGACGACUUCUUUCGCCGAUGGUCGCGUGUUGGCAGCCAUCAUUUCAACCUACGCCGGCUAUGUUCCUACAACCACAAAGAAGUCUUCGGACAAGUUGUCAACAGCCGACAGACUUCGAAACCUUGGAUGCAGCGAAGCUUUUGUCACACUUUUUGCCUCGCAAGCAACCACGAUUCCCAGCCGUAGCAACACAAUUGCUCUUCUCGCCUUCCUUGCCUCUCGCCUACUUCCUCUAGCUCGCACCCACAGAGCCGCUUGCAUCAUUCAGACCGCCUACCGUCUAUGUCUUGCCCGCCGCACCAUCUCAUUGCGCAUCCAGAAGAUGAAAGCUGCCGCCGAUUGUGCCGCCGUUGCAGCAAACAAACAAAGAGAAGUCGAAGCAGCAGUGAUUUUGCAAAGAGCUUGGAGAUCUGUCUUGGAUCGUCGUAUUGAGUGUUUGGAAAGAGAUGUCUUGGCUUUCCAGUCUUUGGCUAGAGGAUGGGGCGCCAGAAGAGCGACUGCAAGUGUCCUGGGUAAUGGAUCAGGAAGAAGAAUAAUGGGUGGUUGGUGA
Aureobasidium melanogenum CBS 110374 is the source of this 3078-nucleotide messenger RNA. RefSeq lists its product as uncharacterized. NCBI's taxonomy places the organism in Eukaryota, Fungi, Ascomycota, Dothideomycetes, Dothideales, Saccotheciaceae. Gene Ontology annotation, molecular function: protein binding. The record is from RefSeq and is a predicted model, not a curated record. The transcript has a single exon. Gene Ontology annotation, biological process: spindle organization; mitotic cell cycle; establishment of meiotic spindle localization. The coding region runs from base 1 to 3078 and encodes 1025 amino acids. Gene Ontology annotation, cellular component: spindle pole.